Molecule: messenger RNA, 1190 nt
Organism: Hemicordylus capensis (graceful crag lizard)
Lineage: Eukaryota; Metazoa; Chordata; Lepidosauria; Squamata; Cordylidae
Gene: SRD5A1
Product: steroid 5 alpha-reductase 1
Exons: 5
Coding region: 164-997 (277 amino acids)
Biological process (GO): steroid biosynthetic process
Cellular component (GO): membrane
Molecular function (GO): 3-oxo-5-alpha-steroid 4-dehydrogenase activity
Source: RefSeq, a predicted model, not a curated record
ACAAAUCAGCUUCUCGGGAAGCUUGACGUAACUGGCGGGGAACGCGAGAGGGUGUGCCGGUCAGGCCCCCUUCCUGGUCGGCGGCACGCCCCAAAGUGGGUGUCCAGAGGCGACGGGGUCCCGGGUGCCUCACUUUGCCCUCGCGCACCCCGCCUUGGCCGUUAUGGAGUCGUUGGCAGCGGCCGUGCUGGACGGCUCGGUCUUCUCUGAGAAGUUCUGGCGGCAGAUCUCUGGCCCGGAGGAGCAGCGGCUCAUGCAAAUGAUGAGCUACGGACUGGCAGGCAUCGGGGUUGUGGUGGCGAUAUUGCUUCGCUACAUCAACACUCCUUAUGGGCGCCAUGCCUCGUCCGCCUUAGGCGCUGGCCUGCCACCUACCCUGGGCUGGCUAGUGCAAGAAGCUCCCUCCUUCCUGGUCCCUUUGCUUCUGGUUCUCUGCAGCGGCGGCAGCCGCCUUAGCUACUGGCCCAACCGGAUCCUCCUGGGGCUCUUCCUUACUCACUACGCGUACAGGGCAUUUAUCUUUCCUUUCUUAAUUCGUGGAGGAAAGCCACUGCCAAUCGUUACUAUUUUGAUGGCUUUUGUGUUCUGUUCAUAUAAUGGAUACUUGCAAGGCCGAAGUCUGAGUAACUACAUAGAAUACCCCAGAUACUGGAUAAAAGACUUGCGUUUCAUCAUAGGUCUUGCAGCAUGGUUAAGUGGCCUUCUCAUUAAUAUCCAUUCUGAUCAUAUCUUGAGGAAUCUGAGAAAACCAGGGGAGACGGGCUAUAAAAUACCAAGAGGAGGACUGUUUGAAUAUGUGAGUGGAGCUAACUUCUUUGGAGAGAUUGUUGAGUGGUUUGGAUUUGCUCUGGCUUGCUCUACGCUAGAAAGUACUGUGUUUGCCUUUUUCACAUUUCUGAUUUUAAGCAACAGGGCACGACAGCAUCAUAUGUGGUACCUCAAAAAGUUUGAAGAUUAUCCACGUUCCAGGAAAAUUUUAAUUCCAUUUGUGUACUGAUUUUUUGUAUCUGUUUUUAAACAAUUGCUGCUAUUGAGAAAGAGACAUCAGCGUUCAAUAAACAUUGGUUACAUGGGCACAUCAGUGCAAAUAUUGUGUUGAAUGCUGUAACAAUGACAUAUUGUUAUCCACUGAAAUUUUUUAAGUUUUGUGUUGAUAAAAUAUUCAGCUGUGAACUCAGCAAACAUACAAA